AAAAUACAUCUCUUGCAAUUUCUAAAAGUUGCAUAAUUCCAAUGAAUAAUUCCAUUUUUGCCUCUAUUUUCUUUUUCUUUCUCUUCUAUUUUCUUCUUCUCUUUCCUCUUCCUCAUUGGCUGUCACCGUGUCUAGACCAUCUCUUCCUCCAUUGGCUUGUUCAUAUGUCUAUCAAGAAUUAACUUUUUCCUCUCUUCGAAUUUUUGAUCAAUCAUAAUAAUUUUGUUCAAAAGAUGGUUAAAUUUGAUUUGGUUAUCAUUGUUUGCAAAUGAUGUUUUGCAUUGUCAAGUUUCCAAUCGUUUCAUAAAAGGUAGAGGAGGAUGAAGCGUGGGAAAGGCGAGAAAAAAGAAAAAAAGAGCCGAGAUGGCAGUGGUCAAGUAGUUCCACUCACUGAGCCGGUGGUUAUUCCUACGGCUACGGUUGGAACAAGAUCAUGGAUAGGAGGGCUUUUCACACGCUCCAGUAGACGUCAAGACAAGUCAAUCGACUACACUUUGUCUCCUCUUCAGGAGGAAAGACUUCAAAGGCUGCAAGAUCGUUUGCUUGUACCUUUUGACGAGACAAGUCCUGACCAUCAGGAAUCACUUAAAGCAUUGUGGAAUGUCGCAUUUCCGAAUGUUAAUCUCACAGGUUUAGUAACAGAACAAUGGAAAGAAAUGGGAUGGCAAGGUCCCAAUCCAUCUACCGAUUUCAGGGGUUGUGGAUUUAUUGGUCUAGAGAAUUUGCUGUUUUCUGCAAGAGUUUAUCCGGUUUGUUUCCGGAGGCUAUUAUUGAAACAAAGAGGCGACCGAGCACAGUGGGAGUACCCUUUUGCUGUGGCCGGAAUCAACAUCUCCUUCAUGCUUAUCCAAAUGCUCGAUUUACAAAACGCUCCAAAGCCGAAAUGUAUUCCAGGAAUGAAUUUUCUCAAACUCUUAGAAGAAGACGAGAAUGCAUUCGAUGUACUAUACUGUAUAGCUUUCGCAAUGAUGGAUGCUCAAUGGCUUGCGAUGCACGCUUCUUACAUGGAAUUCAAUGAAGUAUUACAGGCGACUAGGAAUCAGCUAGAGAGAGAGCUUUCUUUGGACGAUAUUCAUCGGAUUCAAGAUCUUCCUGCUUACAAUCUCUUGUUCCAAUAGAAUUUCUUUUAUGUAGUUUCAUUUCGAUUUUCUUAUGCUGUACAUUAACUGAAUUUAUGAACGAAAAGAAAUGAUAAUAACUGAAGUAAAAAAAGGAGUAGAAAAUGAAUUAUCACGUAUCAAUAUGAUGCAUGCUUGUCUUGUAAUUUCGAUGAUGAUGAUGGUGUGGAAGGAAAUUAAAGAGUAAAUUGGAAUCUUAUGAUAUUAGAAAAGUCGGUCUGAUUAUGAACUAUUGUAUAUUCCUAAUGGAAUAAAAAUUAGAUAAGGUGCUUACGUUUGCUUUGAGAUUCGACAAAUGCAAUUUUGAACUUAUCCUCUAUUCUAAUAACAAAGCAGAAGGGAUCACUUUUGAAA
Molecule: messenger RNA, 1472 nt
Organism: Brassica napus (rape)
Lineage: Eukaryota; Viridiplantae; Streptophyta; Magnoliopsida; Brassicales; Brassicaceae
Product: ELMO domain-containing protein A-like
Exons: 10
Coding region: 321-1118 (265 amino acids)
Source: RefSeq, a predicted model, not a curated record